GUUGUAGUACUUUACUCUUUAAGUGGCUAGGUCCGGGGAACUAAGGGAAGUAACUGUAGCAGCAAGUUUACAAAAAAUAAUUUUCACACUGACUACAGCUAUUGUCACCAGAUUGAGGUUACUUUGAUAGAGGCAGCCCUUUUACAAGUGUUAAAAACUUGCCCACCGUUUUCCACCGACUUCAUUAAGAUGGUGAAAACAUCAACAGCUUUGUUUACUGCCGUCUUUGUGGUGGUUGGUGCAGUCAUCAAUGUACACGCUUCCAAUCGCAACGAGAGGGCCAUCGGUGGCCAAGAAUUCAAGCGGGGCCAGUGGCCAUGGCUGGUCCUACUAAAAGGGGAGAUAGUCACGAGCCGACUGUUUGGUCUUCUCCCCCUCGGCAAGAGAUACGCCACCUGUGGGGGUGUCCUCAUCUCUGACCAGUGGCUCGUGUCUGCUGGACAUUGUUUUGAGGACAGCAACUGGAGAUGGAAAGCCAGUCUGGGAUCUGUGAGGUACAAGCCGUCAUUCGGUGAUCGAUUCUUCAAUCUUGUCGGGAAAGUGAUCGAUAGCGAUCGGCUCAGAGUCUGGGAGGUGAAAGUCGAGAGAAUCAUUAUCCACCCCCACAUCAAUCGCACAGAGUUCAGCAAUGACAUCGCUUUGGUGAAGCUAUCGAAGGCUGUGCCCGCCAGUGGCAGAUACUCCAACAUCAGGAGCAUACCACUGCCAUCAGAAGAAGACAGCUCCUUCCCUCAACCUGGUCAGGUCUGUGUCACCAAAGGCUGGGGGUGCACCACUAAAGAUCAAGGCCCAUCUAGUCAUGCCAGACAGAUAGAGAUCCCCGUCUUAGAGCCGGCAGUUUGCAACUUAACAUACAGGAAGUCAAUGGACAAUAGAAUCUGUGCUGGACACAUCAACAUGGGUGUAGGGGUGUGUCAGGGUGACAGUGGAAGUCCUCUGGCCUGUAAAAAGGGAAACAACUACGCCCUAGCUGGGAUUGUCUCAUUCAACAGCAAACACCACCCUGAGAACUAUCCAGCCGUCUUCACCAAGAUCCACUCCUAUAUCCCAUGGAUAAAAUCAGUGAUGACAACAUUCAACUAACUUGUCCACCCAACAAACUAGUUCUUUCCUUGUGUACAAUAAAUUUUGCAAAUAGUU
Molecule: messenger RNA, 1140 nt
Organism: Physella acuta
Lineage: Eukaryota; Metazoa; Mollusca; Gastropoda; Physidae
Product: serine protease 1-like
Biological process (GO): proteolysis
Molecular function (GO): serine-type endopeptidase activity
Source: RefSeq, a predicted model, not a curated record